CGGGGCGCAGGCUGUGGGGGCCGCGCGGGCGAGCGCAGAGCACCCCGCGAGCUGGAUGCGGCUUCCCGGCGCCCGCUCGCUGCCCGCGGCGCCGCCCCCGAGGUCCGCCCGCUGAGGCGCCCGUGCGCUCACCUGCCGGCCCGCGCGCCAUGGGCCAGCCCGCGAACCGCAGCGUCUUCUUGCUGGCGCCCAACGGGAGCCACGCGCCGGACCAGGGAGACUCGCAGGAGCGGAGCGAGGCGUGGGUGGUGGGCAUGGGCAUCGUCAUGUCGCUCAUCGUCCUGGCCAUCGUGUUCGGGAACGUGCUGGUCAUCACGGCCAUCGCCAGGUUCGAGCGUCUGCAGACGGUCACCAACUACUUCAUCACCUCCCUGGCCUGUGCUGACCUGGUCAUGGGCCUGGCGGUGGUGCCCUUUGGGGCCAGCCACAUCCUCAUGAAAAUGUGGACCUUCGGCAACUUCUGGUGUGAGUUUUGGACUUCCAUUGACGUAUUGUGCGUCACGGCCAGCAUCGAGACCCUGUGCGUGAUCGCGGUGGACCGCUACUUUGCCAUCACCUCGCCCUUCAAGUACCAGAGCCUGCUGACCAAGAAUAAGGCCCGGGUGGUCAUUCUGAUGGUGUGGAUCGUGUCCGGCCUCACCUCCUUCUUGCCCAUCCAGAUGCACUGGUACCGGGCCACCCACCAGGAAGCCAUCAACUGCUACGCCAAGGAGACGUGCUGUGACUUCUUCACGAACCAAGCCUAUGCCAUUGCCUCCUCCAUCGUGUCCUUCUACCUACCCCUGGUGGUCAUGGUCUUCGUCUACUCCAGGGUCUUCCAGGUGGCCCAGAGGCAGCUCCAGAAGAUCGACAGAUCGGAGGGCCGCUUCCAUGCCCAAAACCUCAGCCAAGUGGAGCAGGAUGGGCGGAGCGGGCACGGACAUCGGAGGUCCUCCAAGUUCUGCUUGAAGGAACACAAGGCCCUCAAAACUCUGGGCAUCAUCAUGGGCACUUUCACCCUGUGCUGGCUGCCCUUCUUCAUCGUCAACAUAGUGCAUGUGAUCCAGGAUAACCUCAUCCCUAAGGAAGUUUACAUCCUCCUAAACUGGGUGGGCUACGUCAACUCUGCUUUCAAUCCCCUUAUCUACUGCCGGAGCCCUGACUUCAGGAUUGCCUUCCAGGAGCUUCUGUGCCUGCGCAGGUCUUCCCUGAAGGCCUAUGGGAAUGGCUACUCCAACAACAGUAACAGCAGAAGCGACUAUGCUGGGGAGCACAGUGGAUGUCACCUGGGGCAGGAGAAAGACAGCGAACUGCUGUGUGAGGACCCCCCAGGCACGGAAGACCGUCAAGGUACUGUGCCUAGCGAUAGCGUUGAUUCGCAGGGGAGGAAUUGUAGUACAAACGACUCACUGCUGUAAUGCAGCUUUUCUACUUUUUAUGAACCCCCUCCCCGCAACGAAACACUAUACAGACUAUUUAACUUGAGUGUAAUAAAUUUAGAAUAAAAUUGUAUAGAGAUGUGCAGGAGGAGGGACGGCCUUCUGCCUUUUUUUUUUAUUUUUUUAAGCUGUAAAAAAAAGAGAAAGCAUAUUCGAGUGAUUGUUUGUUGUACAGUUCAGUUCCUUUUUUGCAUGGAACGUGUAAGUUUGUGUCUGAAGGGCUUUGGUCCCAGAGGACCUGGGGCUGCUAUGUUUUGAUGACUUUUCCGUGGAUCUACCUCAUUGAUCAAGUAUUAGGGGUAAUAUAUAUUGCUGCUGGUCAUCUGUAUGUGAAGGAGUCUUUUCUUCCUGCACCCUUGCACUGGAGGAUCUUGAGUAUCUCGGACCUUUCAGCUGUGAACACGGACUCUGCUGGCCCCUCUUAUUUGCUCAAACAGGGUGUUGUUGUAGGCAGGGAUUUGAGGGGCAGCUUCAGUUGUGUUCCUGAGCAAAGUCUAAAGUUUACAGUAAAUAAAUUGUUUGACCAUG
Canis lupus familiaris (dog) is the source of this 1946-nucleotide messenger RNA. It is a transcript of the gene ADRB2, whose product is annotated as adrenoceptor beta 2. Gene Ontology annotation, cellular component: membrane. Gene Ontology annotation, biological process: norepinephrine-epinephrine-mediated vasodilation involved in regulation of systemic arterial blood pressure; negative regulation of smooth muscle contraction; adenylate cyclase-activating adrenergic receptor signaling pathway. The record is from RefSeq and is marked provisional. Gene Ontology annotation, molecular function: norepinephrine binding; beta2-adrenergic receptor activity. Lineage: Eukaryota; Metazoa; Chordata; Mammalia; Carnivora; Canidae.